Messenger RNA from Acanthoscelides obtectus, 1809 nucleotides. NCBI's taxonomy places the organism in Eukaryota, Metazoa, Arthropoda, Insecta, Coleoptera, Chrysomelidae. The record is from the annotation of a GenBank genome assembly.
CGUAGACUUCGUUCCUGAUCCAUAAAUUCAGCGAUUUACAGCUGAAUGUGAAAUUAGCACCUCGUGGUUAUGUACAUUACCUCGAUUUAAAUACAGUUGGCGGCAGAUAAAGAAGCUUCAUUGUGUUUUGAGAUACUAGCACGUUCAGUUUUGUAUUGAUAAGCGUUGCAAUCUGUGGGAUAAGCCGUUGAAAGACUGGAAACGGAGAUGGUUUAUACGCAGUUCCCUUUUGUUUUAAUGUUUGACACGUGAGUGUUUUGUAGUUGUUGCGGUAGUGAUAGUCGUAGUGAUAGUUAGCUAAUAUUAGACAAAAUGGUUAAAAGGACUAAUUUAAGUAAAGGUUGUGAUACAACAGUCAUUUACUGUGACGCUGAGGAUCUGUUCUAUGGAUAUUUGUGGAGAUAUUUGAAGGACUGCAUUGCCCACAAACUGAGGAAGAGGGAGGAACACAGCAACAGUGUUCACCCUGUGACGGACGUCGUCCUCCAGACCACCACACCUGUGAACAACCAGAUCAACAGUAACGGCCAAGGGCAUACCGCACCCCAGGUUCUUCAAACGGAGAUCACGUACCAAGGGAGGUUUCUGUGGACGCAACCACCCCCGCCUACGUACCUGUACAAUCAUAACCAGGAUACGCUUGUACAAAACUUGCCCGCAGAACGUCAAAGUUUCGUACGUGGCUUUCGGAAGAACCUUGGAGGUAGAUGGAGACGUCUUGUGAAGAGGAAGCCUCCUCAGGAAGUGUACACCAUUCCAGCUGAGCUGAAACCUCAGCUAAAGCAGAUCUACGUGUACUAGCCGUACAACUCGGGGCACGUCAGGUCCGAAAAAUCCCUUCCAAGAAGAAUUGGAGGCUUUCCUUUAAUGAGACUGAUGAGAUAAACAACUAUUUUUACUCCUAGACGAAGUAAUUUUAGUUCGGUUGUAAAUAAUUAUUGACUAGGUUAAUUUUUUUUGGCCAUAUAUGUUUUUGUCCUUAUGUAAUGAUAAAACAUAUAUCAUGUGAUUUAGCUUCUAAAAAUUUGAACGAUGCUUCCUGUUCGUAUGGAUAGGUCGUUCUAUGAUAUUUUUAAAUAUACCCUUUCUCACGAUUACUAUACUAGCAGUAGCUAUUUUUCAGUAUUUACUUCAACACAAUGCAGGUUAUUAAAAAAAAUCUGCUGAAAAUGAAAAUGUAUACAGUCAAAUGCGUUUUAGAAAACUGCCAGACAUUCAUUAUAAAAAAUAUCGUGAAAAGGACUAUAGACGAUGCGCUUUUUUGUAGAACAUUACAAUUAUUUGUAGCUUAGUGUAACUCUCUGAGAUUGGCUUGAGGCUUUAAGAUUGCGCUGAAUAAAUCCUGAACAUAAAGGAAUAUUAUGUUGGUGUAAGUUUCUAUGUCGAGCCAAUCCAAAUUUCUGGCUCAUAUUGAGCUAUAGCCCAAAAUUAUUCAUGAGAUUAGUGUACACAUCAAAAUGUGGAUGCUCGAAUCUCCAUUUUGCUAUCAGAAAAACUGAGUAGACCGAAAGUUUCGCCUUGAUCUCGACAGACUAUUCGAGACAAGUCAAACCUUGACUGUCUAUGCUAGUCAAUUAUGUCAGCUCAUCAGAAGUAGAAUAAAUUAAUGAUUGCAGUAUUACAAAAAUUAACUUAUUUUAUUACGAUUGAUAAGAAUUUUUUGACACAGCUCUGCAUAAACAUAUCAGGGUACGAGAUAGCAAAUUGUUAGUUACCUCUUCAUAUCAGAAACCCUCAAACUGUUGUUUGUAAAGCAAUAACCUGUAUAGACAGAAGUAUAAAAUGAAUAAAAAUUGUUACUUUUUGAAU